UGGAGCCUUUGACGGUAUAUGGUGUCGUGGCGACCUGACACAUUUGAUUGUAUCAGGGUACAGGAUACGUCAAGUUUAUUUUAUUAUUGGACAUUAUAACUUGGGCCUGAUACUCCGGAUAAACUGUAUCGAAGGGGAAAACAGUGAUUCAGACGUUUGUGAUGAUCUAUGUGGUGUUUGGCCUGACCUAAUUAUAUGGUUAUGGUGCAGAUUCGUGUCAAAAUGGACAGCGACCUGAGUCCGCAGGAUAGGAAAGACUUGGAUAAAUUCAUCAAAUUUUUUGCUUUAAAGACAGUGCAGGUGAUUGUUCAAGCUCGACUUGGAGAGAAAAUCUGUACCAGGUCGUCAUCAUCGCCAACUGGUUCAGACUGGUUUAACUUGGCGAUAAAGGACAUCCCAGAGGUGACCCAUGAAGCGAAGAAAGCUUUGGCUGGCCAGCUGCCCGGGAUCGGCCGGUCCAUGUGUGUGGAGAUCUCCCUGAAAACCUCCGAGGGAGACUCAAUGGAGUUGGAGACAUGGUGUCUGGAGAUGAAUGAGAAAUGCGACAAAGACAUUAAAGUGUCUUACACGGUUUACAACCGCCUGUCUUCACUGCUCAAAUCCCUGCUGGCCAUCACCAGAGUAACCCCGGCCUACAAGCUGUCGCGUAAGCAAGGCCACGACUACGUCAUUCUCUACAGGAUAUAUUUUGGAGAUGUCCAACUCUCAGGACUUGGAGAAGGAUUCCAGACAGUCCGCAUCGGUAUAGUGGGAACUCCCAUUGGUACCAUUACUCUGUCCUGUGCCUACCGCACAAACCUGGCCUUUAUGUCCACCAGGCAAUUUGAGAGGACUGCUCCCAUCAUGGGAAUCAUCAUCGAUCACUUUGUGGAGCGUCCCUAUGGCAACGUGGCACACAUGCAUCCCUGUAACUACAGAGCGCCAGGUGAGGAUGAGGGCGUGGCUUACACAGGAGUGGAGGACUCUCAGGAAGUGUGCACCACCUCCUUCUCCACCUCUCCACCCUCACAGUGUGUAUGCACUGUGAGUCAGGCACAAUUAAAGACGCCUAAGCCUGCUCUGAUGGACACACUGAAGGUCCCCGUCAUGGGCCUGGCCCUCUCACAUCACCUCUACAGUUCUCGUCUGCCCUAUCAGCCUGCGGUUCUGGGCACGGCAGACUUGAGUCACCCCACCACAUUCAAUGCUGCUCAUCCUCACCAGAUGGCUGUGCAGGGGAAAGAAGGCGGAGUCCCACAGGUGCCCGUUCAGCCCAGUCACGGCGCUCAGGCUGAGCAUGGGCGUGUCCCCUCAUGCCCUCCUGGUGACACCGCCCACCUUGCCCCGCCCUCGGCCUGCAGCAGCGGUGAGGGUGCAGACACAUUGUCCAGGAGCAGCGAGAUGAAGAGCGUGUCCCCGUCUGAUGCUCUGGAGACCACCUUCAUUAGGAAAGUCGGAGCCUUUGUCAACAAGCCCAGUUCACAGGUGACCACGGCCAGUCUGGACCUGCCCUUCGCUGCGUUUGCUGCCAGAGGUUACGACCUUGAGGAAAAUGACCCCAUGGUCCAUCCUCCAGACUCUCCUGCCUCAUCCUCUCCGCUGCAGGGCAGUCUUCACUCUCAGAGCUCUAACGAGAGCACCGGCCAAACACAGGACGACUUCGUCAUGGUCGACUUCAAACCGGCAUUCUCCAAGGACGACCUGCUGCCCAUGGAUUUGGGGACGUUCUACAGAGAGUUCCAGAACCCUCCUCAGCUGGCAAGCCUGUCCAUCGACGUGACAGCUCAGUCCAUGGCCGAGGACCUGGACUCCUUGCCCGAGAAGCUGGCCGUAUACGAGAAGAACAUCGAUGAAUUUGACGCGUUUGUAGAAACCUUGCAGUAGAUGGAGAUGUCUUGCAUCGAGCUCCACUCUCUCUGAUCAGUCUUCAAACAUGAGAAAACAAAACAAAACAAGACAUCAACUAUCCACUAAUUCUCACUUCUGAUUCCUCCAGGACAUGAGUUUUAGUCUGUUCACUUUAAGAUGCUAGUUGUUAUUUUCAGUACAUGUCUCCUCCAAACACAGUCACUCCACGCACUGACAAGUGUGUAGAGGGCAAGUUAAACACAAACACACUUCAUUUUGAGGAGCUGUUUUCAUUUUCACAGAGGCUAGUAUACAGACCUGAUUUUACUGAGAGGCUGUAGAGGAGAAAAAUCAAUAACCCAGAGCUCUCGAGACACUUAGCUAUGAGAACUGACGAUGUGAGAUCAUUGUAAUGAAUGUAAAUAUCGGACCAGCCCUUGUGUUAUGUUUUAUAGUCAGACCAAAUGAACACUGAUCCCAUCCACACGUCACUGAAUGUGUCAACACGCUAUCGGCUGCCUCACACUUAGACUACACAAUUACGGAGCAAAAUAGGGAAAAAUACAACAAAACAAAUAUUACGGUACGUGAGGAACAGUCUGGCCAUAAAAAAAAUACUCACCUUAUACCCAUAAACAACACUAGAGCUCUACGCAAGCAGUCGUAAAUUUAGAGUUGUUGUCGAACGUGCUUCUUGUAAAUGCAGAGAAAAAAAACAUUUUACUUUUUGUCCUAUUUUUAUUCGAUUAAGUCAUUUAUAGAGGGAAUAAAUUACAUCACUUAAAAAUCUGACGAACUAAGGCUCACACGUUAUGUAACUGUCACAUUUUACCAUGCUACUGAAAUAAGCGCUGUUUGCUACUUUUGCAUUUUCAGUGUGUCAAUCUACACGCCUUGUUAAUAUGGCA
Molecule: messenger RNA, 2735 nt
Organism: Chanos chanos (milkfish)
Lineage: Eukaryota; Metazoa; Chordata; Actinopteri; Gonorynchiformes; Chanidae
Gene: atg13
Product: ATG13 autophagy related 13 homolog (S. cerevisiae)
Exons: 18
Coding region: 196-1863 (555 amino acids)
Biological process (GO): piecemeal microautophagy of the nucleus; mitophagy; protein localization to phagophore assembly site
Cellular component (GO): cytosol; Atg1/ULK1 kinase complex; phagophore assembly site
Source: RefSeq, a predicted model, not a curated record